AUGGCUACAACCAAGUUGUCGGCCCUUUGCUUCAUUGUCCUCCUUGGCAUUGGAGUGGCAAAUGCUGCAAGGGUAGCAAGAUAUGUGAGCGUUGGGGUGGCGGUGGUGGUGGAGGGGAGGUGGCGGUGGUGGGCAAGGCGGUGGGUCUGGAUAUGGUUCUGGUUUCGAUUCACGGUGAAGCUGGUGGAUAUGGGUCUAAUGGUGGGGGGCGAUGCUCUGGGGAGGCGGUCAGGGGUGGAGGUGGUGGUGGAGGACAAUAUGGGGGUUCUGGAUCUGGUUAUGGUUCAGGUUCUGGGUACGGUCAAGCCGGUGGGUAUGGGUCCAAUGGUGGGGCAUAUGCUCAGGGAGGCGGCCAGGGUGGAGGUGGCGGUGGAGGACAAUAUGGAGGGUCCUGGGUCUGGCUCGGCUCCGGCCUGGGGUAUGGUCAGGCUGGUGGAUAUAGUCCUUAUGGAGGAGGCUAUGCUCAGGGAGGUGGCCAGGGUGGAGGUGGCGGCGGAGGACAGAAUGGAGGGUCAGGGCAAGGUUCUGGUGCUGGCUCUGGGUAUGGGCAGGCUGGUGGAUAUGGUCCUUAUGGUGGUGGAUAUGCUCAAGCCGGUGGCCAAGGUGGUGGGGGUGGAGGAAGUGGUCCAGGUGGCAGUGGAUAUGGAAGCGGCUCAGGGAGUGGGUCCGGGAGUGCUGGCAGUGGCCACCCAUAGAACUUUCUGA
This is a messenger RNA of Miscanthus lutarioriparius, 705 nucleotides long. The record is from the annotation of a GenBank genome assembly. Lineage: Eukaryota; Viridiplantae; Streptophyta; Magnoliopsida; Poales; Poaceae.